GUGUGUGAAGUUGGUAGUUGGACUCUCUGUGUGUGUGUGUGUUGCCUGUUUUCGCCUCUCUGCACUGUUGUUUGCAGAUGUUCAUUAGCAUUUGGAUGUUCCUCUGUGUGAGCCAGCAGCUCCGCCUCCUGAGCUUCUGAUUGGGCACACUGUUACUGGAGCUGUCAGCUCGGCUCCGGGAAGCUUUUCUGUUGCUCUCUCUCUCAGUCUCCAGUCUUCAGCUGCACCACCGACCCACUGACUGCAGCAGCAGCAGCUAGCAAGCAGCAGGCUUCUCCUGCUCUUUGUUAGCUUCGGAAAGCACCAAGAAAAGACGCAUCCAUGCAGUAGCACACUUACUUUCUUUUGGAAAAUGAUCAUCUGUACGAAUAAGAUGGAGUACCCCCUGAGAACCCAGUACCAGCGAGUCCACAAACAGGUGAUGGUGAACGGUGAGAAGGAGCGAGUGUCGCUGCUGUUCAUGAAGGCUCUGGUCAGCAGGGGGAGCGUGGACGCCGUGUCCCAGCAGAUGGCCUCUCACCCUCAGUACUUGGAGAGCUUCCUGCGUACACAGCACUACAUCCUGCACAUGGACGGCCCCCUGCCACUGCCGUACCGCCAUUACAUCGCCAUCAUGGCUGCGGCGCGACAUCACUGCAACUACUUGGUGUACCUGCACUCAGCCCAGUUCCUGAGGGUGGGCGGGGACCCUCUGUGGUUGCAGGGUUUGGAGGCAGCGCCCACUCGCCUUCGUCUCCUUGACCACAUCAACAAGGUGCUGGCCCACCAACCCUGGCUCACUGCCUGCUCACACAUCCAGACGCUGCUAAAGUCGGGCGAGCAGUGCUGGUCGCUGGCUGAGCUGGUGCAGGCGGUGGUGAUCCUGGCCCACUGCCACUCCCUCUGCAGCUUUGUGUUUGGAUGCGACACAGACUCAGACUUUGUCCCUCUCUCCAAGUCUCCCAACGGUACCCCGCCGACCUUCUGCCCCUUUGAUGCUGCCAACGGCAACACCAACGUGCCUCAGUCGCUCGCCACUCCCUCCGAACACAUAGCACGAAGACGGUCUCUGGACUCCAGCUGUGACAUGGUGUGUCUCAAAGAGCGGAUUCAGAAGUCCCAGGAGGAGCGUGAGAAGAAAGAAGAGCGCCUGCUGCAGACACAAACACUCCAGCAAACAGAUAUGGAGGAAGAGGAGGAGAUGAUGUGCUUUACAGACCCGACGCAUUUCAUCACAGACCCCGACUUGUGUUAUCAGGAGUUCGCUCGUAGGGAGGAGGACCACUUUCAAGUAUUUAGAGUUCAGGACUAUUCAUGGGAGGACCACGGCUUCUCCUUAGUCAACAGGUUGUAUUCGGACAUCGGGCACCUCCUGGACGACCGAUUCAGGAGUGUGACCACCCUCCCCUCGAUGCACAGCCCCGACCUGAAGAGGGCCAUCUGGAAUUACAUCCAUUGCGUGUUAGGAAUACGGUAUGAUGAUUAUGAUUACGGAGAAGUGAACCAGUUGCUCGAGCGAGAUUUGAGGCUGUACAUCAAGUCUGUGGCCUGUUUUCCCGAUGCCACCAAAACUCCAGUGUGUCCGCUGAGUUUGGCUCCUCUUAAAACUUCAGAACGGAUACACGUUAAUUUACUAAUCAUGGAGGCCCGGCUGCAGGCUGAGCUGCUAUACGCUCUGAGAGCCAUCACUCAGUACAUGAUUGCCUAAGUGCUCGGAGAGGCACAAAGCUAGAACUCUCCGCCGGUACAGAGAGACCCCGAGACGCGAGGAUAAAGAAAUCUCAACAGCAGAUGGUGAAAUGGGACGAGAGCGGCACUUUUAAGGACACAGCUCCAUCGUUUUGCCUCAUCAAUGUGCUUUUCCUUUUCUCCGAUUUAAUGUAUUUAUACCAUAAUGUGCCACGCCCCCCUCCUCCUGCAAAUCCUCCUGUUGUGAAGUCCUCUUAUCAAACAUCUCGGCUCUCAAACGUUAUGUGCAAUUAUUACUAGAGUUGUUUUAAUUUUUACCCGUUGUUUUUGGUUCCAGCUCAGUCUGUGAGAAACUGCUUGUUUGUAGCAGUGUGUUACAGUGGCCAUAGUUUGAUCAGUAUCCUUUUGUAAUAACUAUGCUUCCCCCCCCCCAAAAAAAAUCUCUUUUUGUACAAGUUGAAUGUUAACGGGAGUGGAGGGCCUCUGUUAUUUUUUGGACAAUCCUUGUCAGUGUUGGAGGACAUUAAGUGGACCGUGAUGGACGACCGUUUUGCUCUCCCUAACAUUUUGUAUUGAUGCUGGUCAAGAACAAACAGUGACACUGCUGGAAGUUAUCACAUCACUAUAGUUUCUUUUAAUAAGCACUUUUUUAAACUUUAUAUAUUUAUAAUGCAAGGUAGCUCGUUAGUAGACAUUGAGACGCACCGUGUGUGUGGGUCUGACGCCUUUCUUCUCCACUGUACGACGUGUAACGGAGAUUUUCAGACUGUUUGUCUUCAAACUUUCAGACUUUGCUUUUGUUCUCAGCCACAGAUUUCGGAGUGAAGUAAAUUGAUCCGAGAUAUUUCAGUAUUGUUACUUUCAGUACGCGCAGAAGGAUUUUGAAGGUAAUGAUUUUUUUCAAAACACACAAUUUACACCUGAUAAGAAAAUAAAACUUAAGAGGUCAGUGAGCUGUUUCCUACAGUGAAGAUUAAGCUGAGCCAUUCGCUUGAUGAUUGUUGUGUUUUUUUGUACUGACGUGCUUCAGAAGUGAUCAAAUCAGAGACUGAAUUUCAGACCAAAAGUCAUUAAAAAAACAUCUGUAAAGAGAUGAAUUGGAUAGCUGAAAAAUACCCAGUCUGCACUUGUCAUGACUUGAGUUCAGAUUUUUGCUCAAAGCUUUGUGUUAAAGCUUUCUGAUUAUCAAGUCAAAAUCCACGGUACAAUUUGCAAAGCAGAACAAUGUGCAAACUAGUUGUUAAAACACUUGUAUCUUGUUUUCUGUCUUUUUUUAUUUUUAUAGUUUUUGUAAACUAUAGAGUACUUUUUUUGUUUAGUUUCUGGGUGUGAUGGUAGAACCUGCUUGUUGUGCUGCAGCCUGAGUAGACGUAGAGGUGUGACAGACUGUUUAGAGUUAGUAACCGCAGGACGUAGAAAAGAAACAAGUGCAUAUCGAGCAUAUAAAGCAAAAGCGCUGAUAACACAGGUGCCUUCAGGCUAUAACUGGAGUGCUGCUGAAAUGGAGGGAUGUGACUACUGGAGGCUGAAUGUGGGCUUUUGGUUGCAGCUUACACCCCCAAAUGACAAGUUUAAAACUUGUCUUUUCCCGCAUGAAUGGGAACUGUUUUUUUCUUGGUGUUCAGCGUUUCUGAUAAAUAUCGCGGCUGUGAACGCCCGUGUUUUCUAUCAGACACCUUCUAAGAGCCCCAGCAACUCAGCAAAGAGCCUUUGACACAGAUGGAUGUUAAAAAUGUUCAACUUGAGCAGAUAAAAAAAAAAGGACAAUUAUCUAAAAAAAUAAAUAAAAUAAAAUAAAAAAAGAGAACAAGUGAAAAGGCAAAAAAAAUUUUUUUGAAAAUGUGAAGAAAUGUUUUCUAUAAAGACGCUCUAUGAAAAUAA
Molecule: messenger RNA, 3549 nt
Organism: Sebastes umbrosus (honeycomb rockfish)
Lineage: Eukaryota; Metazoa; Chordata; Actinopteri; Perciformes; Sebastidae
Product: sestrin-3
Exons: 9
Coding region: 353-1687 (444 amino acids)
Biological process (GO): regulation of response to reactive oxygen species; cellular response to leucine starvation; negative regulation of TORC1 signaling
Cellular component (GO): nucleus
Molecular function (GO): L-leucine binding; oxidoreductase activity, acting on peroxide as acceptor
Source: RefSeq, a predicted model, not a curated record